Vombatus ursinus (common wombat) is the source of this 1954-nucleotide messenger RNA. It is a transcript of the gene SLC25A53, whose product is annotated as solute carrier family 25 member 53. The transcript is spliced from 2 exons. NCBI's taxonomy places the organism in Eukaryota, Metazoa, Chordata, Mammalia, Diprotodontia, Vombatidae. The record is from RefSeq and is a predicted model, not a curated record. The coding region runs from base 140 to 1060 and encodes 306 amino acids.
CCCUAAAGGAGGGGCUUCUCUUCCUAAAACGAGGGUGGGGGACACAAUGAGGAGGUAGGUGGGGUGAUCGAGAGUUGACUGCCCUGCCCUCUGGUUCUUCCAUUGAAGUUAUUUCCAGCCCAAGCCUGUUGUGAGCAGCAUGGGGGAGCGGUCUGAGGCUCCCUAUGAAGAACCCGAAGAAGUAAAAAGAGAAAAGAGCCCAGAAGACCACCAUUGGCACUCUGGAAGCUACACCCUUGGGGCCAUUUCCAGCUUCCUGUCUACAUUCGUGACCUUUCCCGUCUACAAGGUUGUGUUCCGCCAGCAGAUCCAUGCCCUGUCUGUACCAGAGGCUGUCAAUCAACUGCACCAUGAGGGCCUUCGCCGCUUCUACCGGGGAAUCUACCCUCCCCUUCUGGCCAAGACCCUGCAGGGGACCCUGCUCUUCGGCACCCAUGACAACCUGCUCCAAGCUCUCUCUCCUACUGGCACCUCUAGGUUAUGGCAGCGCUGGGUUGCUGGGUUCCUGUCAGGAGCAGUGGAAGCUGUGGUGUUGACCCCCUUUGAACGAGUUCAGAACGUGCUUCAGGAUGGACGGAAGGAUGCCCGAUUCCCCAGCACCUCCAGCAUUCUACGGGAAUUCAACUCCUACGGCUUAUGGGAACGGCUGGCCAUGGGCUACUAUCGGGGCUUCUUUCCCGUCCUCCUGAGAAACAGUCUGGGAAGCGCUCUCUACUUCUCUUUCAAAGAUCCCAUCCGAGACGGCCUGACAGAACAAGGUUUGCCCUGCUGGCUCCCAGCUCUAGUGUCUGGUAGUGUCAACGGGACCCUCACAUGUCUCCUGCUUUACCCACUCAGUGUCCUCGUUGCCAACAUGCAGUCACAGGUAGGUUGGCAGGAAGCACCAGGCCUGUGGGCUUCCGCUCAGGCUGUUUGGGAGGACAGGGGCCGAAAGCUGCUUCUGAUCUACCGAGGCGGCUCUUUGGUCACCCUCCGUUGCUGUGUCACCUGGGGACUCACCACUGCUAUCCAUGAUUUCUUGCAGGAAAACAACUGCCCCAGGGCGGAGGAGAGUGACUGAGUAGCCCAGAGGCAUCCCAGAGGGUGUUAGGACUGUGUUCUUACAGCCUGGGUCUACAAUGGGCCGAUAACUCACCUCUGGGUCUGUUUGCUUCUUCUGGGCCUAGAGAACCAAGGGCAGUUAUUCAGUUAGGAACUGAGAGAAGUUCCCAGCAAUUAGAUUGUCAGAUUAUUUUAUCAUAUGGUAUUAGCUUCAAUAUGUCACUUCAGUCAUCACUGUGGCUGCUUUCCCCUGGACUCAGUAGAUGGUCUUUAAGAUUUACUCUAGCCAAAACAAUCAAUCACACUGCUGCCAACCCGGCGAUGGGCCUCUCGCCACGUAGCUAGAAUGGUUCUUCAGCGCCAGAUUUCAAGUCUAUCACCAGGCCCCAGCGCCAGAUUUCAAGUCUAUCACCAGACCCCAGCUUGGUAGGUUGUAGGAAGAACCUUCAAGAAUCCAGGCCCAUUGCCACGAGUGGAGGACUCCAGGGAAGAUGGAACUAACAUCCAUGUCAUCUUUCUGCUAUCAACGAAGCUUCUCACCCCAUUCUAUCCACUGCUUCAGUUUCCUUAUGCUGACACUGCCCUUGGCUUCUGGCCAACUUUCAGGGGCUGCUGGAAAGAAGAUUGUGCCCUGAGGUCUCAAGGAUUUUCAAGAAAGCAAUUAGGAAGAAUGAAAGAAUGUGAGCUUUCUCUCUACUUGUGGCAAGUCCAGCUGAGGGGCUAGGGGAGCAAGAUCCUCGGUUUGAAAAGACCACCCUUGACAAUAGAAGAAUCACUAUGGUAACUCUAGGAGGCGAACAGAGCAACUCAAAUCGACAAGCAUGUUUUGGGUAGCAGGCAUUGAGCUAAGUGCUAAGAAUACAAAGAAAAGAAGAAAAAAAUAGUCUCUUGACCUGAAGAAGCUUACCUGGGG